AUUAUCGCAAUUCUUUCAUCCAUAAGCCUCGUUAGCAUGCCUAUACAGGCGAGGAAUACAGCUUCUCGUCUCCCAUACAGCGAGGACAUUGAGAAAGCCCCCCUCAACCCCGACAACAGUCCUCCAGAUUACGACGAUGACCGCCGUACAAAGCCGCGGCAGUCCGGUUCGACAAGGAGCGAGAUGCGUACGGUCUUCUUCACUGGUUUGGGUUUGUUCGCUCUCGCUCUCUACGUAAGCCAGAAUGUAUCCUUCCCCUUUCCUAGCAAACCUCAGCCCUUGCCCGACUUCAUCACCAAAGGUAUCGAGCAAUGCAAGAUCAUCUCUAGGCCGCCUCCUCAUUUUGAGCGAUUCGACAGCAAACGAGAGAAAAACGAUAGGUUCGUUCCUGGGACGAAGCCUGUAUGGCUUAAAAAUGGAACUGUCUGGACUGGUGAAGAUGAUGGAAACGAAAUCCUCCAGGGUGUAGACCUGUUUUUGGAUAAUGGUGUGAUUCGAAAGAUGGGGUCUACACUGGAGUUAGAUGAGAUAUUGAAGGGUUCUGAGUACGAUGAGGUCGAAUUGCAUGGGGCUUGGGUCACUCCAGGUAUCGUGGAUACCCAUUCUCACAUGGGUCUCGACUCUGCCCCUGGUCUCAAGGGCUCUUCUGAUACCAAUUCUCACCGCGGCAACACCCAACCUUGGUUGAGAUCGUUUGACGGCUUCAACACUCAUGAUCUUGCUUUCAAUUUGUCUAUCUCUGGUGGUAUCACAACAAUGCUCGUUUUGCCCGGUUCAGCUGGGUCUAUCGGUGGACAAGCUGCAGCCUUCAAGCCACGAUGGACUUAUGAGAACACUCCCCAAAGCAUGCAAGUUGAGCCACCCUUCGUAAUUGACUCUUCUGGUAAUGGCACCUGGCAACGCACUCAUUCCUGGCGGCACAUCAAGCAUGCUUGUGGUGAAAAUCCUGCUCGUGUCUACGGCGCCAAGCGUAUGGAUGCGGCCUACGACUUCCGAAAAGCCUAUGCAGAAGGCAAGGAGCUAAAGGACGCCCAAGACAGGUGGUGUGCCGACCCUAAGAGUCAGAAAGAACCCUUCCCUACCAGCCUCGAGUACGAAGUUCUGGCUGAUGUCAUCAGGGGUAAUGUCAAGGUCAACAUCCACUGCUAUGAGACCACUGACCUCAACACUCUUGUACGAAUCUCCAACGAGUACGAAUUCCCCAUCGCAGCAUUCCACCACGCGCACGAAGUCUACCUCGUACCUGACCUACUCAAGCAAGCUUGGGGCCCUGUGCCUCCUGCGGUUGCAAUCUUUGCGACCAACGCCAGGUACAAGCGAGAGGCGUAUCGGGGUACCGAGUUCGCUCCCAAGAUCCUUGCCGACAAUGGCUUAUCUGUCAUCAUGAAGUCCGAUCACCCUGUUCUCGACUCGCGUUACCUUGUCUAUGAAGCCUCCCAAGCUCACCACUACGGAUUGAACUUCUCCCACUCCCUUGGAGCUGUCACUACUCACCCUGCCAAAGCGAUGGGCCUUGAUCACCGUCUUGGCUAUGUUCGCGAAGGUUACGAUGCCGAUUUGGUUGUUUGGGACUCGUUCCCUCUCUCGUUAGGAGCUACCCCUAAGCAGACUUACAUCGAUGGAAUUCCUCAAAUCCUCAAGCCUCAUGUGGUGGAAAAGCCUGCUGAGGCACAAGAGAUCUUCCCCGAAGGCAAGUGGGAUGACGAGAUUGCUGAAGCUAUCAUUACUCGUGGUGACCCUGACAGGCGCCCAAAAAAGUCUGCAAACAAUAUUCUUUUCCAAGGUGUCACCGCUUUCUACCUCGGCACCGACAAGUUUGAUCUUUCUGUGUUCGAACAGGGCAAGAAGGGCGAUGUUAUCGUCAAGAGCGGGGAGAUUAUUUGCGUUGGCAAAUGUACUGUGGAAGAAGAUUUGGACUUUGAGGUCAUCGACUUGAAAGGCGGUAGCAUUGCACCUGGUAUGAUUAGUGUCGGAAGCUACCUCGGAUUAAUGGAGAUCAGACAGGAGAAGUCCACUACCGACGGAAAAGCAUACGAUCCAUUGCAGGACGCUGGGGAGUAUACUGACGGUAUGUUGGUACACGCAGUCGAUGGCGCUCAGUUCGGCGGCAAGGACGAGCUUCUCGCCUACAGCUCCGGUGUAACUACCAUCGUCGCCUACCCCAUCUCCACCUCACUUAUCUCUGGCCUCUCUUUCUCCUUCUCUCCCUCUGCUCCCCACCCUCUCGCCCGGCAUGCUAUCCAGAACCCUUCUGCAGCGCUUCAUCUCUCUCUCGAGAACACUCCUACAUCCAUCUCUUCGAAGAUUGCCAUCCUUCGACGUCUCUUGCUUGGCGAAGUCGAAGGCCACACUGAAACGGUACGGGCAUUCAAGAAGGUGGCGAAUGGAGAAUUGAGGUUGGUCGUGGAAGUUUCUUCUGCCGAUGUGAUAAGUGCUUUGGUGAGAUUGAAGAGGGAAGUGGGAAGGAAGGUGAAGAUCACCAUUUUGGGAGGGCACGAGUCUUGGCUCAUUGCUCAAGACCUUGCCGACGAGGACAUUGGCGUCAUCGUCGCCCCCAGUAGAUCUUACCCUGAAGAGUGGGACCAGCGUCGCAUAAUUCCUGGUCCUCCUCUUUCAAACCACACUCUUCCAUCAUACCUUGUUUCUCAUGGCGUCAAAGUUGGCCUUGGUAUCGUUGAAGAAUGGCAAGCGCGCAACACGCGAUACGACGCUGCAUGGGUUUACGCCAAUUCCCCGGAAAUCUUCUCUAAAUCGUCGGCUUUGGCCCUUGUGUCCAACAACCUCGAAGAGUUGUUAGGACUCAACGAGAACAACAACGCUUUGAGAGAGAAUGAGAAGGCUUGGGUUGCGUACGAGGGUGACUUGUUUGGAUUUGAAGGGCGUGUGAGGGGUGUUCGAGGGUAUGCAAAGGACGAGGUGGAUUUGUUCUAGACUAUAGAUGAAUGAUAAGCCUGAACGAUGUCCUAUGUUUUGAA
This is a messenger RNA of Cryptococcus deneoformans JEC21, 2975 nucleotides long. RefSeq lists its product as hypothetical. Gene Ontology annotation, cellular component: cytoplasm. Gene Ontology annotation, molecular function: allantoinase activity. Bases 37 to 2931 code for a protein of 964 amino acids. The record is from RefSeq and is a predicted model, not a curated record. NCBI's taxonomy places the organism in Eukaryota, Fungi, Basidiomycota, Tremellomycetes, Tremellales, Cryptococcaceae. Gene Ontology annotation, biological process: purine nucleobase catabolic process. The transcript is spliced from 7 exons.